AUAAACUAACCACUUCGGCUUCAGUCCAAACAUUAAAUCGAAUUAUGACUGGAAAUACGGUCAAUCCAUUUGAGCAUCUGAUCCAGCAAUUACACAAAGAUCAACAUUGUACGGACAAACUACCUGUUCGAAAGAUAUACAUCGACGAAGAUCCAGCGAAGGAACAAGUUGUGCCAUGUCCUCGUUGCUCAAAUCGAAAUCAACAAAACAUGGUGCGUUAUCUGUUCGUGAACUUAAGGGAAGCUAUAUACAAAUGUGAAGCGUAUGAUUGUAUGUACCCCUUCCGGAAUUUUAAGUUUAAAAAUUUCGAAGAAUGCACAGUGUACCGAUAUGAACUGCAAUCACAGCACGAUUUCGCCUCGGAUUAUGUGAACAACUUGCCGAACAGUUGCAAUACUUUCGACAAUACGAUCGAACACAUAGGUGCGAUAGACUUCAACAUGGAUUUUUUAUCUUGCGAAGGUGUGGCCGACGUUAACCAGCAACCGGCAACAACACAAACUGUUUCUCAUGCUACACAUUACAGUAAUUCUUCAACUAACUUCGAUACCGGAUUUAUUGAUGAAAUUCUUGAAGAUUUAUUUCCUACCUCGUCGAAUCCAAUGUCUGAUAUGAAGAAGGAACAGGAAGCGGAGGCAGUUUCCGUUGAUGGAACAUCCACCUCAAUGACACAUGUUAAUUCAUCGUACAGCCCCAUCACACAAUGCAGCAGUGUUCGUAAGCUGGAAAAAUGUCUCAAAGUGUUUGAGAAACCACAAAAGAUUAAUGAAGAUGAUGUAUUCAAGAAACCAAAGGCACCGAAAAACGUUAACCUUGUUGUAGAGCAUAUCACGCCUACGAAACUAAGGAUAAAAAGAGUUGCGCUAGCGAAAAGUAAAUUGCACACCAUGGGAAGCAGCAAACGUAGUGACAGACCAGCCCAGCCCUUUCCACUCGAUAUUGUUUCAAACGGUACGCUGGAGUUGAAGCAUGCAAGGGCGUUGGUUAAAAGAAAGAAAUUAAAGCCCUUAGACUUGCUAUGUAAACUUAAAACACUAACAGAACAAAUACCUUCAGAUAGUUCACCAGUAUUGUGUCAACCAAUUAGACGAAAGAGUCCCAGUAGUGCUAAAGUGCAAAAGAUGCUUAACUUUAUACAACGCAGUAUGAAAACGGAAGAUAGCGAAAGCGAAAGCUUUAAAUCUGUUGAGACUGUAACGGAUGCUGAGAGGAACUAUUGCAAUAGAAAUUCUCACAACAUAGUCGAAGCAUAGUUUCUCCUUCCGGGGAAAUAGGCAGGUUGUUACAUUUUAUAGAUUAGUCGCAUUUUUACAUUGUAAAUAAAAAAAAUAAAUAAAAACUAAUGAUACCUAAAU
Anopheles moucheti is the source of this 1355-nucleotide messenger RNA. RefSeq lists its product as uncharacterized. Bases 45 to 1253 code for a protein of 402 amino acids. The transcript is spliced from 2 exons. The record is from RefSeq and is a predicted model, not a curated record. NCBI's taxonomy places the organism in Eukaryota, Metazoa, Arthropoda, Insecta, Diptera, Culicidae.